This is a messenger RNA of Trichomycterus rosablanca, 2566 nucleotides long. RefSeq names its product SEH1-like (S. cerevisiae) (gene seh1l). Gene Ontology annotation, cellular component: nuclear pore outer ring; Seh1-associated complex. Gene Ontology annotation, molecular function: structural molecule activity; protein binding. Lineage: Eukaryota; Metazoa; Chordata; Actinopteri; Siluriformes; Trichomycteridae. The record is from RefSeq and is a predicted model, not a curated record. The transcript has 9 exons. The coding region runs from base 39 to 1133 and encodes 364 amino acids. Gene Ontology annotation, biological process: cellular response to amino acid starvation; positive regulation of TORC1 signaling.
GGUGUCUGUAGAAAUUAAGUCGAGUUUAUUAACUGAAGAUGUUUGUAGCCAAAAGUAUCUCAGCGGAUCAUAAAGAUCUGAUUCACGAUGUGUCUUAUGAUUUCCAUGGCAGGAGGAUGGCGACCUGCUCCAGCGACCAAAGUGUCAAGGUUUGGGACAAGAGUGACAGCGGGGAGUGGCACUGCACCGCCAGCUGGAAGACCCACAGUGGCUCGGUGUGGAGGGUGACCUGGGCUCACCCCGAGUUCGGCCAGGUUCUGGCUUCCUGUUCGUUCGAUCGGACAGCCGCGGUCUGGGAGGAAAUAGUCGGCGAAUCGAACGAUAAGCAGCGUGGCCUCAGUCACUGGAUCAAGAGGACCACGUUGGUGGACAGCAGGACGUCGGUGACCGAUGUGAAGUUCGCCCCGAAGCACAUGGGUCUGGUUCUGGCUACCUGCUCGGCCGACGGAGUGGUUCGCAUCUACGAAGCUCCGGACGUGAUGAACCUGAGCCAGUGGAGCCUCCAGCACGAGAUCUCCUGCAAGCUCUCCUGCUCCUGCAUCUCCUGGAACCCCUCCAGCUCGCGUGCUCACGCUCCCAUGAUCGCGGUCGGUAGCGACGACAACAACGUCACCUACACCGGAAAAGUACAGAUCUACGAGUACAACGAAAACACCAGGAAGUACGCCAAGGCAGAAACCCUGAUGACCGUCACAGAUCCGGUUCACGACAUCGCCUUCGCGCCGAACCUCGGGAGGUCCUUCCACGUUCUGGCCAUAGCGACCAAAGACGUGCGCAUCUUCAAGCUCAUACCGUUACGGCGGGACGGCUCCACCGGUUCCGGACCCACGAAGUUCGAGGUGCAGGUCAUGGCUCAGUUCGACAACCAUAACUCCCAGGUCUGGCGCGUGAGCUGGAACAUCACCAGCACGCUGCUGGCCUCGUCCGGGGACGACGGCUGCGUCCGGCUCUGGAAAGCGAACUACAUGGAUAACUGGAAGUGCACCGGGAUCCUGCGCGGCGACGGAAGUCCGGUGAACGGCUCCUCGGUCCAGGCCGCGGCCCUGAACGCCGCCGGGGUCUCCGGGGUUCAGAGCAGCGUCAUGGGAGCGCCGACCGCCGGCAGAAAAAAGACUCAGCUGAUGGCAAGCUAACAGUGACUGGCUGAUUGCUGCAUGCACACACACACACACACACACACACACACACACUUGUACACACACUCGUACACACACUCGACUCGGGAGUCUCGGAUUCAUCCACGGUCCAGAUCUGAACCUCCUCGAUCUGCUAAUUCAGCGCCGGUGAUCGCUGCAGGUCCAUCGCUGCUGCACCAUGAGCUACUACCAGCCUGUGUGUGUUACCGUGUGUUACAGUGUGGACGGUCCUACUGACCCCACUGACCCAACUGUUCCACUCACACUCACCCUCACGUGUUUAAUAUAUCAUGGGAUUUGAACAUAACGUGCAGAUUAUUCUUGAGAUGCAGUUCUCAUGUGUGACACUAGAGGGAGACACAUUCACUGUUUCAGUUUUCACUCUUCGCCUCGCGUACACCAGUAACCGCGAUUAUACCAGUUCGUUACACCAGUUUGGUUCCUAAAAUAGUCCUUGGUCUCUGUAGUGUUUGUGUUUAAAAGUAUUAUGGAUUUUUCCCACCUCUCAAAAACAUGCAGCAGGUGUAUUGGCUGCUCUAAAUUGCCCCCCCCCCACCCCAGGUCUAAGUGACUGACCGAUAGAGUGUGUUGCCUGGCGAUGGAUUUGCAUCCUCUCCGGGUGUUUUCCUACUUGUUUGAGGCACCGUGACCCUGACCAUGAUGAUGCGAUUGUUUACAAUUACAUUUUCUGCAUUAUGCUUUUAUCCACAGUGACUUACAGUACUGUGACAAUAUUUUAUUUAAGCAAUUGAGAUUUAAGGGCCUUGCUCAAGGGCCCAACAACAGCUAACCCAAACGUGGGUUAGCUUCGUUCUCCUCAAUCAGAGCGAAUUGGACGCGCUAAAGGGGGAGAAAAUGCAUAAAAGAAAAUAUAUAUAAAAAUAUAAUAAUAAUAAAACACUUUGGAAUAAAGGUCUUGAUUUUUUCCCCUCUUCAGACUAAUUACUAAUAAUAAUAAUAAUUUUUGUAUUAAAAAACUCAUCAGAUGUUUUUUGUGGUCGCUCGGGUGUUCGUAUCUCAGCAGUGCUUCCAACCUGGCCGGGCGUGUCUAAGGGAGGGAAGGUCUGAUGGGGUUCCUCCUCUUCGCCGUGACGCUCGGUUGUCUGCAGACUCAGUUUGGGAUGUAACCUAAUCCCCACACGGUCCCAACCGAUUCCCCUGCACCCUGGUUCCCUUACUGCUCCCUUAAUGUUACCAGCUGUUCUAACACACAUGGAGGAACACGCUACACUCUUCACAUUCCUCCACCGGACUGUAGGGGUCACUGUUUCAGGGUGGGUGAUUGUAUCUCUAGGCUGCCUGACCAGGACGGCGGUGCUGCUGAGCUCAGAUGGAGGAGUGUAAACUGAAUUUAAGGCUGAACGAUUCGUGGUUGUUUCGGGUUUUUUUACAGUUUGUACAUGAUAAUAAAACCUGUUUGUUUAACCGCA